AUGGCUGCAAGAAUUUGUGUGGUAGGUGCAGGAGCAAGUGGUCUGACCGCUACAAAAACAUGUCUUGAAAAUGGUUUACAGGUGGUAUGCUUCGAGAAAUCCUCUGAUAUUGGUGGACUGUGGCGAUAUAAACAGGAACUUUAUCCUGGUGAAGGCACAGUGAUGAAAAAUACAACAAUCAAUACUUCAAAAGAGAUGACAGCUUUUAGUGAUUUUGUCCCUCCACCUGAAAUGCCUAAUUUCAUGAGUCAUACUCAAAUUUUGGCAUAUUUUCGAUCAUAUGCCGAUCAUUUUCACUUAUUACAACACAUUAAUUUGAGACAUGAAGUGUUAAAUAUUAAAAAGGAUGAAAAAUAUGAAGAAACUGGACGAUGGAAUGUUACAUACCGUAUCAUUAACGAUGAUGUGACGCAAACUGAAAAUUUUGAUGGAGUACUGCUCUGCAAUGGCCAUCAUGCAAUACCGUAUUGGCCGGAACAGUUCCCGGGACAGAACAAAUUCCGAGGUGAAAUUAUUCAUAGCCAGGAUUAUCGUGAACCAUUCCCAUACCGUGACAAGACUGUAGUACUAAUUGGAAUUGGUAAUUCCUCUGGUGAUAUUGCAGUCGAUUUGAGUAGAAUUUCCAAGGAGGUUUAUUUAUCAACUCGUAGUGGUGCUUGGGUAGUUAGAAGAACUUGGGAUUGGAGUGAACCGAUUGAUUCUGUUUUUAUUAGUCGAUGCAUGCACAUGAUAAGAAAAAUACUACCAUCAUGGUUGGUUAAUAGAGCGUAUGAAAGGAAACUUAAUGAGUAUUUUGAUCAUGGACGAUAUGGUUUAAAACCGAAACAUCGUGCCACUGCACAACACGCUACCAUCAACGAUGAUCUGCCAGGCCGUAUCGCUUGUGGAUCUAUUAUUAUUAAGCCAAAUGUUGCUCGUUUUACUGAACACGAUGUGAUAUUCGAAGAUGGCACAACGGUGAGUAAUGUUGAUGCGGUGAUCUUUGGCACCGGUUAUUCGUUUCAAUUUUCAAUCGUUGAGGAUGGUAAUCUUAUACCUGUUACUGAUAAUGAUGUUGAUUUGUAUUUACAAAUGUAUCCACCGCAAUUAUCAUCAAAGAAUACUCUAGCUGUAAUAGGUCUCAUUCAACCAGUUGGUUCUAUAAUGCCUGUUUCUGAAAUUCAAUCUCGACUUUACUGUGAAGUAUUUAUUGGCCAUUGUAAGUUACCCGAUAAGAAUGAAAUGAAAAAAGAUAUUGAGAGAAAGAAAAUGGUGUUGGCAAAAAAAUUUGUGAAAAGUCGGCGACAUACUUUGGAGAUUGAAUAUGCGAGCUAUAUGGAUGAAUUAGCAGAAAUGUUUGGUGCGAAACCAAAUUUGCUCAAAUAUUUGUUCACUGAUCCUCGUUUGGCAUUCACUCUGUUCUUUGAUGGCAUGGCACCGUAUCAAUUUAGAUUAAAUGUUAGGGGUCCACAUGCGUGGAGUGGAGCGCGUGAUGCACUAUUAGGUAUGGCAAGACGGACAUUCGAGAAUUCCCGCACACGACGAACUCUGGAAACAAUGAAAGCAACACCAAUUAAUAACAGUUGUUCACGAGUAGAUUCUUUGAUAUAG
Messenger RNA from Acanthocheilonema viteae, 1590 nucleotides. The record is from the annotation of a GenBank genome assembly. Lineage: Eukaryota; Metazoa; Nematoda; Chromadorea; Rhabditida; Onchocercidae.